AUGCAGCGCCGGGGCGCCCUGUUCGGCAUGCCGGGCGGCAGCGGCAGCAGGAAGAUGGCUGCAGGAGACAUCGGCGAGCUGCUGGUGCCUCACAUGCCCACGAUCCGCGUGCCCAGGUCGGGGGACAGGGUGUACAAGAACGAGUGCGCCUUCUCGUACGACUCCCCCAAUUCUGAAGGUGGACUCUAUGUAUGCAUGAAUACAUUUUUGGCCUUUGGAAGGGAACAUGUUGAAAGACAUUUUCGAAAAACUGGACAGAGUGUAUACAUGCACCUGAAAAGACACGUGCGAGAGAAGGUAAGAGGGGCAUCUGGUGGAGCUUUACCAAAACGGAGGAAUUCCAAGAUUUUUUUAGAUCUAGAUACUGAUGACGAUUUAAAUAGCGACGAUUAUGAAUAUGAAGAUGAAGCCAAACUUGUUAUAUUCCCAGACCACUAUGAAAUAGCACUGCCAAAUAUUGAGGAGUUACCAGCCCUGGUAACAAUUGCUUGUGAUGCGGUUCUCAGCUCAAAAUCUCCAUAUAGAAAGCAGGACCCAGACACAUGGGAAAAUGAAUUGCCGGUAUCCAAAUAUGCCAAUAACCUUACCCAGUUGGACAAUGGAGUCAGGAUUCCUCCGAGUGGUUGGAAGUGUGCCAGGUGUGACCUGCGGGAGAACCUCUGGUUGAAUCUGACCGAUGGCUCCGUGCUGUGUGGGAAGUGGUUCUUCGACAGCUCUGGAGGCAACGGCCACGCGCUGGAGCAUUACAGAGACAUGGGCUACCCUCUAGCCGUGAAACUGGGAACCAUCACUCCUGACGGGGCGGAUGUUUAUUCCUUUCAAGAAGAGGAACCUGUUUUGGAUCCUCAUUUGGCCAAGCACUUAGCGCAUUUUGGAAUUGAUAUGCUUCAUAUGCAUGGGACAGAGAACGGGCUUCGGGACAAUGACAUCAAGCCUCGGGUCAGCGAGUGGGAAGUGAUCCAGGAAACGGGGACGAAGCUGAAGCCCAUGUAUGGCCCCGGGUACACGGGUCUCAAGAAUCUGGGCAACAGCUGCUACCUGAGUUCCGUCAUGCAAGCCAUCUUCAGCAUCCCAGAGUUCCAGAGAGCGUAUGUAGGAAAUCUUCCAAGAAUAUUUGACUACUCUCCUUUAGAUCCAACACAGGACUUCAACACACAGAUGACUAAGCUAGGACAUGGCCUUCUCUCAGGCCAGUAUUCAAAACCUCCAGUGAAAUCUGAACUCAUUGAACAGGUGAUGAAGGAGGAACACAAGCCUCAACAGAAUGGGAUCUCUCCACGCAUGUUUAAGGCCUUUGUCAGCAAGAGCCACCCAGAAUUCUCCUCUAAUAGACAGCAGGAUGCCCAGGAGUUUUUCUUGCACCUGGUGAAUCUAGUAGAGAGGAACCGCAUUGGCUCAGAAAACCCAAGUGAUGUUUUUCGGUUUUUGGUGGAAGAACGUAUUCAGUGCUGUCAGACGCGCAAAGUUCGCUACACGGAGAGGGUGGAUUACCUGAUGCAGUUGCCUGUGGCCAUGGAGGCAGCAACCAACAAGGAUGAACUGAUUGCCUAUGAGUUAACGAGGAGGGAGGCAGAAGCAAACAGAAGACCCCUUCCCGAGUUGGUUCGCGCCAAGAUACCAUUUAGUGCCUGCCUUCAGGCUUUUUCUGAACCGGAAAACGUAGAUGAUUUCUGGAGCAGCGCCCUACAAGCAAAGUCUGCGGGUGUGAAAACAUCUCGCUUUGCCUCAUUCCCUGAAUACUUGGUAGUGCAGAUAAAGAAGUUCACUUUUGGUCUUGACUGGGUUCCCAAAAAAUUUGAUGUUUCUAUUGAUAUGCCAGACCUACUUGAUAUCAACCAUCUCCGAGCCAGGGGGUUACAGCCAGGAGAGGAGGAGCUUCCGGACAUCAGCCCCCCUAUAGUCAUUCCUGAUGACUCAAAAGAUCGCCUGAUGAACCAACUCAUAGACCCCUCAGACAUUGAUGAGUCAUCAGUGAUGCAGCUGGCUGAGAUGGGUUUCCCUCUAGAAGCAUGUCGGAAGGCUGUGUACUUUACUGGAAAUAUGGGAGCUGAAGUGGCCUUCAACUGGAUCAUUGUUCACAUGGAAGAGCCAGAUUUUGCUGAACCACUGACCAUGCCUGGUUAUGGAGGAGCAGCUUCUGCUGGAGCCUCUGUUUUUGGUGCUACUGGAUUGGAUAACCAACCUCCGGAGGAAAUUGUAGCUAUCAUUACCUCCAUGGGAUUCCAUCGAAAUCAGGCUGUUCAGGCACUACGAGCCACGAAUAAUAACCUGGAAAGAGCACUGGAUUGGAUCUUUAGUCACCCUGAGUUUGAGGAGGACAGUGACUUUGUGAUCGAGAUGGAGAAUAACGCCAAUGCCAACAUUAUUUCUGAGGCCAAGCCUGAAGGACCUAGAGUCAAGGAUGGAUCUGGAAUGUAUGAAUUAUUUGCGUUCAUCAGUCACAUGGGAACAUCUACAAUGAGUGGCCAUUAUGUUUGCCACAUUAAAAAGGAAGGAAGGUGGGUGAUCUACAAUGACCACAGAGUGUGUGCCUCAGAAAGGCCCCCCAAGGACCUGGGCUACAUGUACUUUUACCACAGGGUGCCACGCUGAGCCUCAGGCGCGCCAGUUGCCGAGAGGAAGCCACACGCCUUUUUAAUUUGCCAAAAAAAAAAAAGAGCAGAAGUUGGGACAGCCAGACAUGAACGAAUACAUGGGGUAUUUAUAGUUUAUUUAAAGAACAUCAUUUGACGCCUUCUGAAAUAGAACUGGGAAGAAAUUUCUAUUAGUGAUGAUACACUACUGUAGAUAGUUUUUCUUUAUAUAAAUGUUCAAGGAGAGGAUGAUUUAAAAAAAAAAGUAUUUAUAUUGCUGGUGGGGGAUCUGCCACUGUCACACCAAAAAAUGGGAAUGUGCCACCAGCCCUCUAUUAUGCUUUGGGGGCCAGUGGUGUGGCCUCACCCCCCCCCCAAUAAACAAAAAGCCCAUUUUUGUUUCAUAUCGAAAAUCAGUAAUGGGAUGGGCUUUAUUUGUGACACAAUUUUUUCAUUACACACAAUUUCUGACGUAGCCAUGUAUAGAAGAUUAGAGCAUCUGCAAUGAAAGGUAUUUUUAAUUUAAUCGUAUCGAAAUUCAUGAUGUGAUUGUGUGAAUGCGUGAGGGUGAGAUCGUUAUCGUCAACCAGAAAAUCUGUGCCAGGCUGGUUUUUAAAGGUUAAAGCAGUUGGUAUUAAGCAUAGCUGGGAAAAGCGAGUAACUAUUUUAAAGAAACUAUAACUCAGGAACAGUUUUAAAAAUUGGCUCCCCACUUAGAUUUUCACGCAUAAAAAGGGCUGAAUUGUCCCUUUUUAAAGGGACAAUUUUUCAAAGCCCUUUUGUGGCUUUGAAUGUGAUCUCGGGCACCUUAAGGGCCUCAGGUGCAAAGUAAAUUUUUCUGA
This is a messenger RNA of Neomonachus schauinslandi (Hawaiian monk seal), 3415 nucleotides long. RefSeq names its product ubiquitin specific peptidase 13 (gene USP13). Lineage: Eukaryota; Metazoa; Chordata; Mammalia; Carnivora; Phocidae. The record is from RefSeq and is a predicted model, not a curated record. Gene Ontology annotation, molecular function: protein binding; zinc ion binding; cysteine-type deubiquitinase activity. Gene Ontology annotation, biological process: protein deubiquitination. Bases 1 to 2592 code for a protein of 863 amino acids. The transcript has 21 exons.